Messenger RNA from Hirundo rustica (Barn swallow), 833 nucleotides. It is a transcript of the gene SNX22, whose product is annotated as sorting nexin 22. The record is from RefSeq and is a predicted model, not a curated record. The coding region runs from base 14 to 586 and encodes 190 amino acids. Gene Ontology annotation, molecular function: phosphatidylinositol phosphate binding. Lineage: Eukaryota; Metazoa; Chordata; Aves; Passeriformes; Hirundinidae. The transcript is spliced from 6 exons.
GCUGCCCCGGGCCAUGAUCGCCGUGUCCAUCCCCGCGGCGGAGCCGCCGCCGGCUGCGCGCAGCCCCGAGCGGGCGCACACGGUGUUCCGGGUGGAGGUGCUGUGCAAUGGCCGGCGGCACACAGUGAUCAAGCGCUACAGUGAGUUCCAGGCACUGCACAAGCAGAUCAAGAAGACCUGCAAGGUCCCUGACUUCCCCCCACGCCGUGGCCCCAACUGGAUGCCCAAAGUGCUGGAGCAGCGCCGGCAGGGCCUGGAGGUCUACCUGCGGGGUGUGCUGUACCACAACAAGGAGCUGCCCCAGGAUGUCCUGGACUUCCUGAAGGUGCGGCGGUGCCAGCAGAACCCCAAGGCCAGCAGCCCCUCCAGCACCAGGCUCCUGCCCUCCCAGCGCCCCGUUGUCGGCUUCUGCUCAGAUCCCUAUGUGCGGCCACGCAGCACUGACCUGCUCCCCAACACCAUCGUCAGUGGGGUCCUGCAGGGCCUCUACUUCCCCCUGAGCUGUGUCCCUGGCCAGGCAGCACCCCGAGCCUCUGGAAUGAUGAGCUCCCAGACACCCACCCAGCACCCAGGGGUGCAGUGGUGAGGAGAGAAUCCUCCCUGCUGCGCUGGGGCAAGGAAAUGGUGGGAGAACCCAAGGGGACAGGGGGAGAAGCCAAAGGGAUGUUGGGAACUGCUCUCCCACCACCACGCCAGGUGCCUUUGUUGGCAGAGCAGGAGCUCUGCCUUCCCCCCUGCUGUCUUGGGCUUGCAGUAUGAGCCUUUGGAUGCUGAAUGGUGCUGGAAAACCUCUCUGCAUCCAGGCUUUGGUGCAAUAAAUCUCCUGGACUUGA